This is a messenger RNA of Cheilinus undulatus (humphead wrasse), 8194 nucleotides long. RefSeq names its product THADA armadillo repeat containing (gene thada). The coding region runs from base 74 to 5830 and encodes 1918 amino acids. Gene Ontology annotation, biological process: tRNA methylation. Gene Ontology annotation, cellular component: cytosol. The record is from RefSeq and is a predicted model, not a curated record. Lineage: Eukaryota; Metazoa; Chordata; Actinopteri; Labriformes; Labridae. The transcript has 38 exons.
CUGCAACUUACCAUCCGUUCUGUUAGCCUCCAGCUGAAGCAGGGAAAACACAUGCUGAACGGAGGGAAGAGUCAUGGUGGUGAAGAAGAAAACAGCCAAAGUGGAGGCUGUGGUUUUGGAUGACCAGAAACUACACCUGCUGAUAGCAUCUCUCUCUGUGGAUGGUGGAGAAGAUGAAGUCCGUCAGGUUGCCAGAACCCUCCAGUCAUGCUUGGAGAUGACAGAUCCUGUGCAGCAGAUUCAGCUGGUUAAAAAGGCAGGGAGCCAGCUGGAGGCUCUGAGUGAAGGAAAGCAUGAUGAAGCUCUGCUGGAGGCCUGUUUGCACACUUUAUCAGUGGUCUACACCUCUCUGCAGGCCAAAAACCCCCUACGGCGAGCCAUAGCCAGUGCGUUGGGAUCAGUACCAGCCUGGCUACAUGAGCGCACUGCGAACAGUUUGUGUGCAAGUUUGUCUGACUGUCUGUCCAACCCAACACCAGACCGACACCCUCACAUCGUUGACACCAUCACUGCCUGUCUGGACGGCUUCAUAAUUGGGGAAAAAUGCAUCAACAAACUGCUGCCUGAAGUGUUGCAGUUUCUUCACAAAGGAUUGAAUGAAUACCUUCAACAGAACAGUGGUCUAACAGGACGCCACAUAGCCCAGGCUCAGCUCAUGCAGUCUUGUCUGGCCGCUGUGAAGACAUCCAUGCUGGUGAUCCAGAGAUCUCAGGAGGGCAUCAGUGCUGCCCUGCAGGCAGAACAGAGUCGGUGCACACUAGAACACAUACUAGGCGAUCUUCUGGGCUGCUACACUCACAUCCUCACUGACGAGGAGUUCAUCCAGUCAGUGCAGAGUACAGCCGGCAUGGCUGUGGUGUUACUGAUCAGAUCUGUGAUGGGCUGUGGAGAUGAAGUCGCCUCUGUGGUGAGCAGCUUGUUGUUUGGCUCUGCUCAGGGUUUAGAAUCUGCCCCUCAGUGGUUGAAGCUCAGGUGUGAGGGUCUUUGUGCCCACGGUCGACCUCCAGGUGUGUCUCUGUACCUGUGUCAUGGAGCUCUGGCCAUGUUAAGCUGGAAAGGCUCUCUACCAGGGCCGCAGUGGGAACAUCUGCUGCUGCUGGUCCCCAACACACUGCUGGCUCUGGAUGUCAGUAUUAAGGAAUCCAGUACAGCGAUGGUGGUGGCCCGAGUUUUGACCCUGUGGAGCAGCGCUGCCUUGGAUUGCCUGCAGGGGGAGCUGCAGCCCUGCCCCCCUCUCCUCCAGCAGUCCCUCUGUGGGGGCUCUGAGCUGCAGCGACACCUGCUGGAGCACAUCUACUCCCACUGGGAGCACCCACUGGACGGAGUCCGCCACCAGACCCGCUCUCUGUUCAGAAACCUCCUCCUGCUGCACCAGCAUGCUACUGCCUCUACAUCUGACCCCAGCAAGGACCUUUACAUCACCCAGCUCACGCACAGCCUGCUGGAGCUAGAGUGGCACAUGAGGGGGAAGUACGGCUCACUGGGCUGCCUGGUGGAGCUGUAUGGGGCGAGGUUCCUGCUGGAGAUUUCCCCCCAGCUGCCUUCCCGCUUGCUGGGCCUGAUGGGAGAUCAGACUCUGGCACCAUAUGCUGGGGACCUGCUGGAACGCCUGUUUGUCAGCCACAAGGCCCAGUUAAUCUCUGAGGCUGUUGGAGAGGAGGACGGUAUGCAGUGCUGGCACCUCACCUGGGUGACCCCGCUGCUUCAGGUGCUGUGUCGGGCCAGGCUGGAUCAGACAACCUACAUUCUAGACUACUUUCUGCCCAAGCUGCUGCGCUGCAGCCCCUCCAGUCUGGGCCACAUGGUGACAGCUCUGCAGGACACACAACCCUGCAGCACAGGUCUUUCAGGCAGCAGAGGAGCUCUGGGUGCUCUGAUGACGUGUCUGAGGGCAGCCAGAGCUCAGGGUGUGGUUCCCUCUGCAGAGGAGGGUCUGUGGGGAGGACUGGUGCCUCUGCCCCUCCUUCAACAAGCUCUCAUUCACAAACAUGAACAGGUUAGGAUGGAUGCUCUUGGUCUAGUGUGUGAGAGCCACCGCAGCACUGAAGUUCUGACUGCACAGGAAUUGGACCUUAUCCGCCACUUCCUCCCUCCAAAUCUGAACAGCCAGUCACCAGGUGUCAGGCAGCAGACCGUCAGCCUGCUGAAGAAGCUGCUGUGCAGGAUGAAGGACAGCACAGUGAUGCUGCAGAAGAGACUGCAGCGGGAGAUGGACAAACAGCAGAGACAAACAGACCAACAAACACUGCACUUGUACAAGGAGUUCCUGCGCUGGCUGGUUGUGAGUCUGUUGGAUGUUCUGCUUCCUGGAGCAUCUUUUUCCAAAUGUCUGAUGUCUCUUCACCUGCUGUGCCUAGUGGGACAGUUCUUCACCUUCAGCACAGACUCUGAUGUGUUUGCUCUGGGCGAAGUGGUGACCCCUGCAUAUGCUCAGAAUGUCCUCUACUGUGUUGCAAGCAACUUCCUGGAAGUCAAAGAACUGGCUUCAGCCUUACUUCGGCAACUACCACCAUCAGCUGUGGGACUUCAGGUGCCAGAGAGAAUCCAUAGCGUCCUUCAGGCUGCCCUGGACCUCAGUACCAGCACAAAACCCUUUGACAGCGUCACAGCAGCUCACCUCCUCAACCUGCUGCUGCACCAACCUCACCUGAGCCAGGCUCUGCUUCUCUGUGCCAAGAAACAAGAGGUGCAAGGCAUUGAUUUUCAGCCUCCUGCACAGGCCUCUGAGACAGACGUCAUAGAGCUCAACACUCUGGCUGUGAUUCACUUCUUACUGAGCUGUCUGCAGUCUGAGGUGUCUCAGGCAGAGUCGUCUCUCCUGCAAGCUGCAGCCUCUUUUCCUCUGUACGGCAGAGCGCACUGCAUCACUGCUGUCCUGCAGCACCUCAACACUGAGAGUCUAAAGCACACUGAGCAGUGGAGAUGUCUGGUGUCGGAGCUGAUCGCUGUGUGUUACAGGAUGUCUGAUGUGGUCUCACCUGUAGUCCAGAGCUCCUCACCUGAAGGACUCAUCCCCAUGGACACUGACUCAGAGACAUCUGCAGGUCUGCAGAGGAUCCUACAGGAGAUUCAACCCAGAGACACAAACGACUUCUUCACAAGUGCCAGGGAGCUGGAGACACAGCGCGAUGAUGAUCACACAUGCACACCAACACUGAACAAAGCCGGCGAGGGCUACAGGGUGACGGCUCAGAUGGUGCUGGUGUGUUGCUGGCGGAGCAUGAAGGAGGUGUCAAUGCUGCUAGGGCAGUUGUGUCAGAGUCUGCCUCUGCAUUACAUGGAUAAUUCCCACGCACACCCUGGACUUAUCACUGAGGAACAGGUGGAGGGAGUCGGCCUGUACUUCCGUCAGCAGCUCCUGCAGUCUCGUCAUCGUGGAGCCUUUGAACUGGCUUAUGUGGGCUUUGUGCGCCUCACCAGCAUGCUGUGCAGGAGUGGGAGUAAGACCCUGCAGCAGCUCCCGGCUCGAUGGCUGUCCGAGGUUCUUGAGGAGGUCAAAUCCAGCGACCCAUCAUCAAAGCUUUGUGCCACCCGACGUAGUGCAGGAAUUCCUUUCUACAUCCAGGCUCUUUUAUCCUCUGAGCCGAAGUCGUCGAGCUGCAGCCUGUUGAAGAUGACGAUGAGAGAACUGAUAGCACUCGCCAUGCCGUCUGCAGACAGAACUACCGACAGCUCCACUGUCCCUCAGGUCCAUGCUCUGAACAUCCUGCGAGCUCUGUACAGAGACACGCGUCUGGGAGAAAACAUCAUUCCCUUCGUCUCUGAGGGUCUGCAGGCAGCUGUGCUUGGAUUCACCUCUCCUGUGUGGGCUGUGAGGAACUCGUCCACGCUACUCUUCAGCACUCUCAUCACGAGGAUCUUUGGAGUGAAGAAGGGGAAAGACGAGCACUCGAAAAAGAACAGGAUGACGGGUCGAGAGUUUUUCACUCGUUUUCCUGCUCUCUACCCGUUUCUUCUGAACCAGCUGGAGGAGGCUGCAGCCACGGUGGAAAGUGACAGCGGUCAGGUGAAGCUCCACCCAAGUCUAUUCCUGCUACUGCUUGUGCUCAGUCGACUCUACCCGUCUCCCAUGGAUGGAUCUUCAUCACCACUGGGAUUGGCCCCCUUCAUGCCCUUCAUCAUCAGGUGUGGUCGCUCGGCUGUGUAUCGGACUAGGGAGAUGGCGGCCCGAGCGCUCGUCCCAUUUGUCCUGCUCACUCAGGUCCCAUCCACAGUCCUCUCCUUGCUGCAGGACCUCCCUCUGCAGCCUGGACCUCAGACCCAACACAACCACAUCCACGGGACUCUGCUGCAGGUGCUGUUUCUUCUGCGCUCCUAUCAGGCAGACUCUCACAGACCCCCACCUGCAGGAAACGGCCUUGCUGAAGCUCUAUGCCAACGCAUGUGGAUCGCCUCUCGACAGAACUUGUGCUUGGUGACCAGGGGAGCCUUUCUAGAUGUGCUGGUGUGUGUUUGCAGAUCCAGGAUCAGUCUGCUGGAAGACUCAGAGGGUGCUGAUCUACGUCGUGAAGCCCUGACUAUCCUCAGGGACUCAGAGCUCAUCAUCUCCUCCUCCCCCCAGGGACCAGGCAGCACCCAGUACCUGCUCAGCUUGGCUCGGUUAGCCCUCAGCGCCAGCCUGGAGACCCCAGAGCUGUGGGGAGGCCCUGAACUCUCAAGCCAGCUCCUGCAGAGUCUGCUGCUCUGCCCAGAGUAUGAGGUGAGGGAGGAGACCCUGCAGGAGGUCCUGACGAGGCUGCAGGAGAACGAGGAGGAGGAGGAGAAGAAGAGGCCUCAGUGGCUGGAUGAGACCACCCUGUCCAACUUGACCAGCCUGGCUCUGCAUGAGACACACCCCCAGAGUCUGGCCAAGGCUCUCAGUGUGCUGUCUGCGUUGAGCUGCGACGGAGAUUUGGUGUGGAGGGAUGGAGCUCAGAUUGUGUCUCAGGAGGACGUCCUGCUGCACCUCCUCACUCUGACACAGAGGUCUGCUCACAGUGUGGAGCUCCACUGUGCCGCCCUCACGCUGCUCUCCCAGCUGGUGGUCCACUUGGUGACCUCUGACCCCCAGAUGCGUUUUUGUGUUAUCCAGGGUGCAGGUGAAGUGUCCUGUUUGGCCCAGUGGGCUGCGCUGGUGUGCUCAUGCUGCAACGAGGAGCAGCCAGAGGAAGUGAAACUGACAGCUGCAAAGGUGUUAGUCACCUGUACAUCAUCAGUGCUGACCAGCCCCCUCCUGCCGAUGGGUCUGUCCACCACAGUGUCCCUGUGGAGGAGUGUGUUCAAGCUGCUGCAGGAUGAGGAUCAGGAGGUCAGAGAUGCAGCGUCUGACUUCAUCUGUCACAUACCAACAACCUCGUUUCAUUCAGGUGUGUCCAUGUGUCCUCCAGCAGCGCUGGAUUCAGGUGUGAGCCUGCUCUGUCACCUAUUUGAAGUGUGGGGGCACAUACCAGCGGGGGUCCUCGCUCUGACAGAGUGGCUGCUUGGAGAAGAAGACUGUGAAGACGAGGCAGUCGAAGCCUCCAGUCUGGAUGAAGAGGACUUCCUGUUCGAAAAGGGAGAUAGAAAUCUGUGGGCGGAGCCUAUCCAGUGGGUGAAACUUCUCCAUAGACACCUUGAAUCCCUCAUCCUGACCUUCAAACAGUCCCAAACCCCAGACAUCACAAAUCCAGACCUGUUCCACCAGCUCCAAACACUCUCAGCUCAGGCUACAGUCCAGGCCCUGAGCUCCCAAGAUGCACUGCACUCCCUCCCUGCUCUGCCUCAGUUCUCUAGCACCAUAGAGCACGCCCGGCUGCUGCUGCAGAACCAGAGAGCCAGCCUGGUGCUGGAACUUCUCGACAGGCUGCAGUAGAAAGAUGGAGGUGAUGGAGCAAACUGUUUUAUUUUUUUUAUUUUAAAGACAGCUGGGUAAAGGGUUAUUCUGGUAUUUUUACAUCUGUCUGGGUCUAAAUGAGUAACAGAUAAAAAAGGUUUUGGAAGUCUCAAGCAGAUUUUUUCAUUAUGCAGCAAUGAAACUGGCUGUGAUGUCUGCAGCAUAAGCCUUAAUAGAUCAAAAGCCCUACAAACAAACUCCUAAAUAUCCUGAAUUCUGGGUGGUGAAUCAGACUUUACCCAGACUUUUUCCCAUCAACCCCUUGCAUGUUUUCAGUGUAAAAUCAAGGUGAGCCAUUGUGAGAAUGCAGCAGGAAAAAUUCAGGAAAUUUCUCCACCAAUGAGAGACAGAUUGUGAUGACAUUUGUAUCCUGUGACCAACCACAGACUAAAGACUAGAUAGUGAGUAGUUGAAGUGUUCUGUUUUCUUCGAUCUCUUCUGUGAGGUAAAACUAGUUUGUUUUUUGUUAUUCUCUACUCUUAGACACUCAGAUUAAGAUCUAAGUCUGUCAGGAAAAUAAAAAACUUCAGAUUGUGUUACAGACAUUACAGCCUAUUUCUUUUUCAAAGCUCUUCGUACCUGCUAGAGCUGCCAUGAUAGCAGGAUAGUGAAUUUUAAUAAAACACCAGUUAAAAUUCAACAGUAGUGAUACCUGUUUCGAUACCACAGUAACACAUAUGGUUCCUGGAAACUCAAAUCAACAACUCAAUUUCCAACCUGCAAAUCUGAAAGGAUUGAUAUACUGUUGAUAUCAAAAGAGACAAUAGAAGGCAAAAUGAAUGUGAUUUUUCUUUAGAUUUACUGUAUAUUGCCUAUCUUAGAUCAAGCAUUUCCUCUGAUUUAUCAUUGAUAAAUACUGCUCUCUGUGAUUUCUGCUGUCCGCUCAGACUACAUGAAAUCAGACAGAUUUAAGCCCGACUGCAACAACGCAGCUCAGGGAAAAGAUAAUUUACAGCACGUGGUAUCAAGAAAGUAUCAGUAGAUUUGCCAACUUGAGUAUCUAUUAGACCCCAAAAUGUGUACAAACAAGACCCUUAUAGAAAGUGGAAUUUUCCUUUAUGUCUUAGUAUUUCAAUAAGGGAAAAGUUAGUGGAUGAAGGUACUUCAUCAUGGGAUCAAUGACUGGCUUUGUGGCUGAAUCUUUCAAUGAAUGAAUGAAGGAAUCAACAGGAAUAUUUUUUACUUUGUUCAUGUUUGAUAACCAAAUGUUUUUAAUCAGGGGUGUCCAAACCACGGGCCAAAUGCGCCUCACAGCAAAUUCUAGAAAUAAAAUGAAAUAUUAUAUGAUGAAGCUUGUACUCAACUGUAUUUUACUACCAUAUUGAUUCUAUAAACAAACAUUUUGACAAGACAAUAUGUUGAUUAACAAUGUCCUGAUGGAUUACUGCUGCAAAUAGCGGCACCAAUAGCAUUUCAGGGGCAGAGCCAGUGGUAGACAGGGCCAAACAGGACCCCCUGAAAUCUGAUUGGCUCCCCCAAAUUCUGAAAAUGACUAUGUGCCUUGUCAGCCAUUAGCAAACCACUUAGGUGUAUUUAAUCACUAAGCAUGUAUUAACUUGCAUUUGAUUAGUCUUACUUAAACUUCCUCAAGGUGAGGAAAAUGAAAGUGGCCCCACCAUUCUUCUGUAUUUCUGUAUGUGGCCCUCAGUGGAAAAAGUUUGGACACCCCUGUUUUUAAUGAUGAAGUUCUACUGUUUCUUGACAUCUUCUUUAAUUAAACGGUAUGUCUAAAAUAUUGCUUUUUCCAAUGUUCUUUUUCUAUUUAAAAGGCAUGUAGUUGGAUGUGUUGCUUCUUUUGUUCCAGAUAUUACCAAUGUUAACUCUGUGUGUGGAAAUGUGACAGCUGAGGGUCUCAAACAAUAAUUGGAACAACACUCACUGCUCUGUCCUCUUAUCAGUCCAAAUGUGUCACACGACAAACUUGUAACAGCGUCAGCAUUGAGUCUUCUGCUCGUUCUGCUUCCUAAACGUCUCGCAGGGAUUUUAAAGUCUGAACAAAACAAGUCAGCGCCUUAAGCUUCGACUUAAACUUCAAUGGAGGGAUUGUGAAGCGAGACAAACUUUACGACUGCACUAUGGGAUGUGAAAGCGAGUGUUUCUCUGACACGUCACCAAAGUUGUAUUUCAGUGUGAGUCCUACUGUGUGUUUAUAUGAGGUGUUAUUUUCCUGUGAUAUUUAGUUUACUGCACAAUUCUUCCCAUCCGACUCUGCUUUUAUGUUUCCCUCUACUUCUCCUGCUUAUGUAAUUAGGAGGACGGCACAAUGGGCUACUGUCUUCUUGUGUGUGCAGCCAUGUUCCCUGUUACAGUAAACCUGACGUAAUGUUUUGGAACAGCUCGACA